AUGUCGCCGCUGAGACCUUCAACUGUCGACAGCAAGUCCCGCAGCUCGACGGGCAAGCGCAAGUACCACCAGAAGUCCCGCAAUGGUUGCCUGACGUGCAAAAAGCGCCGGGUGAAAUGUGACGAACAGCGCCCCGUGUGCCAGAAGUGUAUCAACUUGAAGCUAGAGUGUGGUUAUGUUAACAGCGCCUCCGGUGACGAGUUUGACGAUAGCGACACCAAGCGCCGUCGCGUGACACCGGAGAGACUGCUUGAGCCGCCCUCACUUCCACAAACACAGACGCCAUUGGCGCUGGUGGUGGCGUCGCUAGCGCUGGCACCAGGUUCGUCAUCGCUAGCUCUGGUGGUGGCUCAGGUGGCAGCACAACAGUCGGCAGCGUCGUUAUCGCAGAACUUAGCGCUGGUGGCAAACGACAAGGCCGCCGCGGCGGGGCUUUCUUCUAACGCUAAGGUGGAAGCAGGGGCCGCGGGUUUACUGCUGAUAUCUACUCUACUCAAUUCGCUCGGGCAGGGAGGGCUGUCGCUCGCCGCUAAUCUUCUUGGAGCCGGCAACUUGAAUAACCUCAACAUGUCGCAUUUAGUGAAUAACUUGAGUGGCUUGGGUGGUGGCAUUGGUGGCCUUAAUCUCUCGUCAUUGGCUCAAUUAGCCCAGCUACAGUUUGAUCCGCUUGCCCUUGAUCCCCAACAAAGCGCCACUAACAAUGCACCCACUAAUAAUACUGCUACGGGAGGAGGCGCGUCGGGUGCCGAUCUUAUGAGCAUGCUUGGGCUGAUGCUUCCAGGGGCAGCAGCAGCAGCAGCAGCAGCAUCAGCACCUCUGGGUCUGCUGCUGAAUCUCGACAAUGACCCUCUUAACCAGUUUAAAGCCCCUAAUCCAGCGGCAAUGAUGGCAGCAGCGGCGGCGCUGGCGCUGGCAGCACUGAACGCGGAAGCCGCUGCCGCCGCUGAACAGAGCGAAGGCCACUCGCCAAUGAGCGAUACACCACAGUUGAACAUGCUCGACUUAAGGCUCAUGUUCCACUAUACCCUGCAAGUCGCCACCACCAUCACCGGCGCCGGCAUUUCCGACACCAAUAUCUGGAACUACGACAUCCCCAUGCUUGCGUUUGAGUUUCCCUUUUUGAUGCACCUGCUAUUGGCGUUUCUGGCCACUCACUUAAGUCGGACGGAGAAGGGGCUCGUACAAGCGGUCACCAGCCACCGAGGGGCAGCCCUCCGCCUUCUACGGGAAGAAGUGCUUAAUAUCAACGCCGCCAACACCGACGCCCUCGUGGCGCUGGCGCUCAUCCUCAUCAUGGACUCGUUGGCGAACGCGCUGUUCCCGCUGAGCACGCUGCCGAAGCUGCUCCCGGCGCUGGCGUGGAUCUUCCACGUCAAAGGUGCCGCCACCAUCUUGACGGCGGUGUGGCCGCUUACGGAGCAGCUGCGGUUCUACAAGUUUAUCAGCGUUGAUCUCGGCGACUUGGGCGAUAUCAUCAACAACAAGGUGAAUUUGGGAGGCAAGCACCAACAGUUCAGCGACUUGGAGUGCCACGACGCCGAGAUCGCCGACUUGUUCCCCGUGGCGAUCGACCUGCCGUACUUGGUCACCCUCGCCUACCUCAACAAGCUCCACAAGGAGCGCUAUAAGCUGGACUUCAUCCUCCGUAUCUUCGCCUUCCCCGCGUUGCUCGACAAGCUGUUCCUCCUGUUGUUGAUGACGGGCGACAUCAAGUCGAUGCGGAUCAUGCGCCUGUACUACAAGUUGUUGCGCUCGUUCACCACCGAGAUGAAGGACAAAGUGUGGUUUUUGGAAGGCGUAUCCCAGGUGCUCCCCGUCGACGUCGAGGAGUACGCCGGCGGCGCCGGCGGCAUGCACAUGAUGCUCGACUUCCUCGGGGGCGGGCCCCAGAUCGUCGAGAACGAGAUCGACGACGACCUCACCCUCGACGCCACCACCCUCAGCAAGUUGAUCGACCCCAACAAUCUCCCGCUGGACAUGGCCUCGAUGGACAUGGGCGACCUGGAGUUGAUGAACAUCAAGUAA
Molecule: messenger RNA, 2025 nt
Organism: Diutina rugosa
Lineage: Eukaryota; Fungi; Ascomycota; Pichiomycetes; Serinales; Debaryomycetaceae
Gene: UPC2
Product: Upc2p
Exons: 1
Coding region: 1-2025 (674 amino acids)
Biological process (GO): regulation of transcription by RNA polymerase II
Molecular function (GO): zinc ion binding; DNA-binding transcription factor activity, RNA polymerase II-specific
Source: RefSeq, a predicted model, not a curated record